CCCUGAAUGCAAUCAAAUGCUAGGUUCUCCGCAUUCAGCAUGCUGUCGCAAGGGAUAUUUCAAUCAAUCAUUCAUCUUUUCUCUGGCAAUUAAAUGUUUCAUUCGUCUGGUGUUGUGUGAGUAAAUAUGAGAUUGAAUGCUGCUACCCGUUAAGUGUGUAAACGGCUUUUAUAAGACAAAUCCUACAAUUCUUACAUCUGACAAAAUGGGAUAGAUAUCCUAUCUGCCUGGGUUAGCGACAAGUUCGUCGUUUUAACGAAUAACACGAUGAUAUCUUACCUAUCGUGAUGGUGAGCCAAGCCUGUUUAUUGCAUGGUAUCGGCAGCACAACCGCGAAGAGGUCGUAUUCCUGUCGUACCAAAGUACGCGAUUAAAAGGGCAAUAAGCCCAACUCUCUAGCUUUUAAUUCUUUCCCUUCACUUCUUUCACAAUUGCUACCUAGGUAGAGAGAGGGGAUUGAACGUAGUCUUUCCUACCCUAGGCGCCAUCGUAAAGAUGCAGCUCAAGAUUGACGGCGCAACCCGCCAAAAUGUCAUCGUGGCCAUUUUGCUCGGUUUCGCAAGCCACUCAUGGGCCGCCCCGUUCGCGUCGUCGCAGAGCGACCCCUUCCAGGUUCUCGAUCCGCAAAACUGGGUGAACCCGGACAACAUGACGUGGGACGACUACAAGAAGCCGCCCGGCACGUCCUGGUCGGACCCCAGCCGCAAGGGCUCGGAGCGGAACUUCAACAUCGCGCUCGUCGCCGUCGACUACCCAGACAUGCCCUUCGUCAUCACGCUAUCGGCCGGGUCGUCCGUGUUCAGCAACCCGCAGCAGAUCGUGUCGGAGCUCAAUCGCACGGAGGUCCCGGCGUUCUACCGCGAUUUUCUGAACAAGCCGAGUGACCUCAAUCACAACCACACGCUGCACGAGUACUGGAUGGAGGAUUCGGGAGGCCGCUUUGGGGUCGAUUUGACUGCGUUCGGCGCGUACCGUUUACCCAGCCGUUCGUAUCAGUACGGCAUCGACGACGACAGGGGCGGGUUCAACGAAGGGGGGUGCCCGUCGGAGGGCCCCUGCUCGAUUGACCUGCGGACCGAUGCUCUCGGCGCGUGGCGCGCCGACGUAGGAGACGAGACGGCCGACUCGUUCGAGCUGGUGUUCAUCCUCUCCGCCGGCCAAGACGAGUCGUCCACGUGGCAAGAAUUCGGGAUGAUGAAGUUCCAGACUCCUGAGGACAUCCCCGACGAGUUCGGGCCCCCAAACAACGACAGCUUGCCCAAUUACGCGCAGACUAGAUACGUGAACUGGACGUCUUGGGCCUCGGCAGCGACGAUCUGGCCGAACGCGGGCGGCGGCUCGUCGACGCAGGGCGAGAGCUCGGGCAUGUCGACGUACGCGCACGAGCUGACGCAUCUGCUGGGUAUCGGCGACAACUACAACAACCCGUACAGCGACCCGCCGCGCCGCGCGUACACGGGGCCGUGGUCCAUGCUAUCGCGGGGUAGUUUCAACGGCCCGGGCGGUCCGCACACGCGGUGGCAGAUCCCAGCUACUCUGGGCGGCUCGCUAGGGUCUCUGCACACGAUGGGCGACAAGCUGCGCAUCGGGCUGGUGGCGAACUCGAGCGUGCUGAUGAUAUCGCGCGAUGAGCUGGCGCAGACGGGGCCCGUCGUGGCGGAGAUAACGGCGCGGUGCAUAAACCCGAACGAGACGGAGCUGAUGGGCCUGCGCGUGAUAAUGGGCACCGACCUCGCGCCCUUCUGCAACAUUACCACGGACGCGCUCUGUGAUGGCGGGAGAUACAACAACUACGACAUCGAAGUGAUCGACAGGAUGGGCGCGGACUCGUUCACGCCGGACUCGGGCGUCAUGAUCAGCAAGACCAAGGAUGUGGACAUGGCGCCGUUCCAGUGGACGAUCGACGCCAAUCCGCAGGAUAUUGACGUGGUGGACUUUUACCGGCCCGAUGGCACGCCGUCCAAGCUGACCAUUGGUGACUACCGCCAGUUAUCCGACGCGCUUUUCCACGCUGGCACGCGCUCGGGGAGUGAGUUUGAGUAUGUGGAUGAAGCGAAUCGGCUGCACUUUUACAUCGUCGACAUCCGCCGUGACGACGCCGGGGCUCUGCACUACACCGUUGGCGUGCGUUCGCUCGACAGCAGCAGCGCCAGUAGCUACGGCGUCCAUUUGGAGCAGGGCCAAGUUUCCGAGGGCCCGUUAGCUCGAGCGACGGAUAAGGGUGUGACGUGCGCAUUCCGUCUUGUGAACUCUGGAUCCUUCGUAGCAGCUAGUGGAACAGAACAUCUGUCGGCGUAUCUCGGCUCAGACAUCUACCGGCUGAGCGCUGAGGUGGACAGUGACGGCUGGCGUGUUGAGCUUUCGAAUGCGUUGGCUGUAGCAGAUUUUGGCGCGGAGACUAUAGUGAAUGUUGCGGUCGGUGCAGCGAGCGAGGCGGCAAGCCAGGCUGUUGUGAAGCUGACUGCUACGUCUGAGUCGGACCCGACGGUUUCGAUUACUAGCGAAUGCCAGGUCAAGAGAUGAGAUGGAUUUAUAUAAUUUUAUAAGUUAAUGAAUGUGUAGAUACAGAAGCAAAUCAGUGAAACUAAUUCCAAUGUUCUCUUA
This is a messenger RNA of Hypoxylon fragiforme, 2604 nucleotides long. Its product is annotated as M6 metalloprotease. Gene Ontology annotation, biological process: proteolysis. NCBI's taxonomy places the organism in Eukaryota, Fungi, Ascomycota, Sordariomycetes, Xylariales, Hypoxylaceae. The transcript is spliced from 2 exons. Bases 496 to 2523 code for a protein of 675 amino acids. The record is from RefSeq and is a predicted model, not a curated record. Gene Ontology annotation, molecular function: peptidase activity.